Messenger RNA from Ahaetulla prasina, 1053 nucleotides. RefSeq names its product paired like homeodomain 1 (gene PITX1). Gene Ontology annotation, molecular function: DNA-binding transcription factor activity, RNA polymerase II-specific; RNA polymerase II cis-regulatory region sequence-specific DNA binding. Gene Ontology annotation, cellular component: nucleus. Lineage: Eukaryota; Metazoa; Chordata; Lepidosauria; Squamata; Colubridae. The transcript has 4 exons. The record is from RefSeq and is a predicted model, not a curated record. Bases 5 to 940 code for a protein of 311 amino acids. Gene Ontology annotation, biological process: anatomical structure morphogenesis; regulation of transcription by RNA polymerase II.
UGCUAUGGAGCUCGGUCGGUCCAAAAGUAUCCCUCCCUAUACGGAUUUAGGUGGGAUGAAUUUGGAAAGGCUUCCCGACAACUUGAGAACCCCGCAGGCGUCCCACGACAUGGCUUCCAGCUUCCAUUUGCAGAGAUCUUCCGAAGCCAGAGAACCGAUCGAGAACUCGGCCAGCGAAUCUUCGGACACCGAAGUCCCAGAAAAGGAGCCAAGCGGCGCGCAGAAAAGCGAGGAGGGGAGCGCGGACGACCCGGCUAAGAAGAAGAAGCAGAGGCGCCAAAGGACUCACUUUACCAGCCAGCAACUGCAGGAACUGGAGGCCACUUUCCAGAGGAACCGCUACCCGGACAUGAGCAUGAGGGAGGAGAUCGCGGUGUGGACCAACCUCACAGAGCCCAGAGUCAGGGUCUGGUUCAAGAACCGUCGCGCGAAGUGGCGGAAGCGGGAACGCAACCAGCAGAUGGACCUUUGCAAGAACGGCUACGUGCCGCAGUUCAGCGGCCUGAUGCAACCCUACGAGGACGUCUACCCGGGCUACCCGUCCAACUACUGGCACGCCAAGAGCCUGGCGCCGGCGCCGCUCUCCUCCAAGAGCUUCACUUUCUUCAACUCCAUGAGCCCGCUGUCGUCGGCCCAGUCCAUGUUCUCGGCGCCCAGCACGCUGCCCUCCAUGAGCAUGCCUUCCUCCAUGGGCCCUUCGGCCGUCCCCGGCGUGGCCAACUCCGGCCUCAACAACCUGAGCGGCUCGUCCCUCAACACGGCCAUGUCGACUCCCGCCUGCCCCUACGGCCCGCCGGGCUCCCCUUACAGCGUCUACAGGGACACUUGCAACUCCAGCUUGGCCAGCCUGAGGCUGAAGUCCAAGCAGCACUCGAACUUCGGCUACGGCAGCCUGCAGAGCCCCGGCUCCACUCUAAACGCCUGCCAGUACAACAGCUGACCGGCCUCUGCCUCCUGAAAAGGGACCGCGGCUGCGCUCAGGGGCAGGGAAACGCGCCGGAGGAGGAACGGGGAAGACGGGCAGACGGACCGACGAGCCGUAGCUGGCGAGGA